This is a messenger RNA of Penicillium chermesinum, 474 nucleotides long. Its product is annotated as 3-hydroxyanthranilate 3,4-dioxygenase. Gene Ontology annotation, biological process: 'de novo' NAD+ biosynthetic process from L-tryptophan; quinolinate metabolic process. Gene Ontology annotation, molecular function: 3-hydroxyanthranilate 3,4-dioxygenase activity; iron ion binding. Bases 1 to 474 code for a protein of 157 amino acids. The transcript has 3 exons. Gene Ontology annotation, cellular component: cytoplasm. The record is from RefSeq and is a predicted model, not a curated record. NCBI's taxonomy places the organism in Eukaryota, Fungi, Ascomycota, Eurotiomycetes, Eurotiales, Aspergillaceae.
AUGUUGCCACCGGCACUCAACAUCCCAAAAUGGCUCGAAUCUAACUCCCACCUUCUGCAGCCACCUGUGAACAAUUACUGCGUCUAUCACCCUGCUUCCCCUGCGACAGCCGGCUACACAGUAAUGAUCGUCGGCGGACCAAAUUCGCGAACAGAUUACCACAUCAAUACGACGCCUGAGUUCUUCUACCAGUAUCGUGGAUCUAUGCUUCUCAAGACUGAUACAGUGGGUGUCGUCAUGGAGCAGCCACGAGCAGAGGGUGCAAUUGAUAUCAUGCGAUGGUAUUGCCGGAAGUGUACCGAGGUAGUCUGGGAGAAGCGCUUUGUGUGUACCGAUUUGGGGACACAAGUGAAGCAAGUGGUGGAAGAAUUUGCGGCAGAUGAGGAUAAGCGCCGAUGCAAGGCAUGUGGGGAGGUAGCAUCAGUGAAAUACGCCGAAGGGGAGGUUGUACAGCCGCCUACACACCCUGAAUGA